AUGGCUAAACCAAAGAUCACCACUUCUUCAGUCUCUGCUCUGUUCCUCUGUUUCUGGGUCCUCUGUUUUGUGUCUGCUGAAUGCUCUAGAUACGAACAAGAAGAAUUAUCCUUGCUCGACGAAAACGAUGAUGAAGUUAACAUGGUUCAGAGCAGGCAUUCUUCAUUGAGGAAAUGCGAUUUGACUUCUGGCAAAUGGGUUUACGACCAGACUUAUCCGCUCUAUGAUUCCAGUUGUCCGUACCUUAGCAAUGCAGUGGCAUGCCAAAAGAAUGGCCGCCCUGAUUCUGACUAUGAAAAAUGGAGGUGGAAACCAGAUGGUUGUACUAUUCCAAGGUUUGAUGCAUUGGAGUUUCUGGGAAGGAUGAGAAGGAAGAGAAUAAUGCUGGUGGGUGAUUCCAUCAUGAGGAAUCAAUGGGAGUCUCUUGUUUGUUUAGUCCAAUCUGUCAUUCCUGCUGCCAGGAAAACAGUCACUUACCAUGGUCCUACAAUGGCUUUCCAAGCUUUGGAUUUUGAGACAUCGAUCGAGUUCAAUUGGGCACCAUUUCUGGUGGAACUAAAGCAAGGGCCAGAAAGCAAGAGAUUGUUGCAUUUAGAUUUGAUAGAAGACAACGCAAAAUACUGGAGAGGAGUUGAUGUUCUGGUUUUUGAUUCAGCUCACUGGUGGACUCAUUCAGAUAAAUGGAGCUCGUGGGACUACAUUAUGGAGGGAAGCAGUGUUUACACAACUAUGAAUCCAAUGGUUGCGUACCAGAAAGCUCUAACUACUUGGGCUAAAUGGAUCGACUUAAACAUCGAUCCACGACGAACCCGAGUGUUUUUCAGGAGCAUGUCUCCAAGGCAUAACAGGGAAAAUGGAUGGAAAUGCUAUAACCAAAAAGAUCCUCUGCGUUACUUCAGUCGGCCGCACGUUCCUCAGCAACUAGUUGUUUUAAGAGGGGUUCUGAAAAAGAUGAGCUAUCCAGUGUAUUUGCAGGACAUUACGACGUUGUCGGCGCUUCGAAAAGACGGUCAUCCAUCCGUCUAUGGAAAAACCAUUGGCCAAGACCAGAAACAGCAUGUUAUAAAGGGGUAUACCUCUGACUGUAGCCAUUGGUGCCUCCCUGGAGUUCCUGAUACUUGGAAUGAAAUGUUAAAUGUUGUACUUUGA
Oldenlandia corymbosa var. corymbosa is the source of this 1149-nucleotide messenger RNA. NCBI's taxonomy places the organism in Eukaryota, Viridiplantae, Streptophyta, Magnoliopsida, Gentianales, Rubiaceae. The record is from the annotation of a GenBank genome assembly.